AUGAGAAACCGAGAGAAUCCAACGAAAUGGGAGAGUUAUAAACAGGUUAUCACCGCAGUUUCAGCAUAUUGGGUAUUCUCGAUCGGGUUGGUGUUCCUGAACAAAUAUCUGUUGUCUAGUGUAAAGCUCGACGCGCCACUCUUCAUCACCUGGUACCAAUGUCUCGUCACCGUUUUCCUAUGUCUCGCUCUUUCAAAAAUCUCUAAAAACUACGGUAUUUUCAAGUUUCCCUCGAUGCCAAUCGACGCAAAAAUCAGUCGAGAAGUGCUUCCGCUCUCCGUCGUUUUCGUCGCAAUGAUCUCUUUCAAUAAUCUGUGUUUGAAGUAUGUCGGUGUCAGUUUCUACUAUGUCGGUCGGAGUCUGACGACCGUCUUUAACGUCGUCUGCACUUAUCUGAUUCUCGGACAGAAGACGUCCGGACAGGCAAUUGCUUGUUGUGCUUUGAUUAUAUUUGGAUUCUUUUUGGGUGUCGAUCAGGAGGGUGCCACCGGAACUUUAUCGUAUACUGGUGUCAUUUUUGGAGUUUUGGCUAGUUUGUCGGUUGCGCUCAACGCGAUUUAUACAAGAAAAGUGCUCUCCUCGGUCGGCGAUUGUCUGUGGCGUCUGACGAUGUACAACAAUUUGAACGCCCUCGUCCUCUUCCUCCCUCUGAUGCUUUUCAACGGAGAAUUCGGCGCCGUCUUCUACUUUGACAACCUCUUCGACACUACCUUCUGGAUUCUGAUGACGUUCGGUGGAAUCUUCGGAUUCAUGAUGGGCUACGUCACCGGGUGGCAGAUUCAGGCGACGUCUCCGUUGACUCAUAAUAUAUCUGGAACUGCGAAAGCCGCCGCUCAGACUGUGAUGGCUGUCAUGUGGUAUUCUGAAGUGAAGACGAUGCUCUGGUGGACUUCUAACUUCGUCGUGCUAUUCGGAUCCGCAGCUUACACCUAUGUCCAGAAGCGAGUUAUGGAUAAGAAGAAUUCUGGAGCAUCCCCGGCGAGUCAAGCGAAAUCCGACGAGAUUAAACUUCUGGGAAGAGAUGGAGAGGCAGAGGAAUCCGUCUAA
Molecule: messenger RNA, 1047 nt
Organism: Caenorhabditis remanei
Lineage: Eukaryota; Metazoa; Nematoda; Chromadorea; Rhabditida; Rhabditidae
Exons: 4
Coding region: 1-1047 (348 amino acids)
Biological process (GO): GDP-fucose import into Golgi lumen; protein O-linked glycosylation via fucose
Cellular component (GO): Golgi apparatus
Molecular function (GO): antiporter activity
Source: RefSeq, a predicted model, not a curated record